This is a messenger RNA of Podarcis muralis (Common wall lizard), 945 nucleotides long. The record is from RefSeq and is a predicted model, not a curated record. Lineage: Eukaryota; Metazoa; Chordata; Lepidosauria; Squamata; Lacertidae.
AUGGAUAAUAAACAAUGGAACAAUCAAACAAUGGUCAAAGAAUUCAUCCUCCUUGGAUUUGGAAAUAUCCAUUCAUUUCAGCUCCUUUUCCUGGUAUUUCUAGUGAUUUACCUUGUGACCAUAUUGGGAAACCUUUUGAUUGUUAUCUUAGUUGCAGCUGAUCAACACCUACACACUCCCAUGUACUUCUUCCUAGCAAAUUUGUCUUCUUUAGAGUCGUGCUACAUCUCAACUAUUUUGCCCAGAAUGCUGAACAGUUUCAUAACUGGGAACCAGUCUAUGUCUGUGAAUUCUUGUUUCAUGCAACUAUAUUUCUUUGGGGCCUUGGCUACUGCAGAAUGCUAUCUGCUUGCUGCUAUGUCUUACGAUCGGUAUCUAGCAAUUUGCAAACCAUUGCAUUAUAUGACCAUUAUGAAUGCCAGGUUCUCCCUGCAACUUUCAAGUGGUUCUUGGGUCAUUGGAUUCAUCGUUAAUACUUUAACAACCUCUUCAAUGAUGCACUUAAUAUUCUGUGGACCUAAUGAAAUCGACCACUUCUUCUGUGAUUUUGCACCAUUACUUCAAUUGUCUUGUAACGAUACCCUGAAAAUACAGCUGCUGAUUUUUGUUCUGUCAGCUCUGUUUGGAUUGGUGCCAUUUCUUUUAACACUUAUUUCCUACAGCUGCAUCAUAAAAACCAUUCUGAGGAUCCCAUCCACUUUAGGAAGGAAGAAAGCAUUUUCCACCUGCUCAUCACACCUCAUUGUGGUUACACUCUUUUAUGGCACUAUAGUCAUUGUAUACGUGUUACCAAAAACCAGAACACUUAGAGACCUUAACAAGGUCUGCUCUGUCUUCUACACUGUCUUAACACCCUUGGUGAAUCCUUUUGUUUACAGCCUGAGAAAUAAAGACAUUAAACAAGCAUUAAGGAAAGCUGUGAGAUAUUUUGUCGAUAGAUCAUAA